AAAACACACAGUCUCACACACAGACGCACACACAAAGAUCCCUUCCUCAUGGAAUCUAUCCCCCCUCUUUCUCAAUCUGUCCCUAUAUAUACUCACACGUAACACAUUAUAUCUUCAUCAGUUACGUGCUCAUAUUUCAAACUGUACACAUCUCUCUCUAUCUUCAAUGGAGAUCGAGAACGGAACAGCCGCGGCACUGCCGCCAAACCCCAGAACGUCGCAGCUGACUCGUCUGAACACGUUCGUCGCCGGGAGCAGAGUCGGCAAGCGCUUCAAACUCGCCGAGCGGAACACCACCUUCACGACGGAGCUCCGAGCCGGCACCGCCACGUUCCUCACCAUGGCCUACAUCCUGGCCGUCAACGCCAGCAUCGUCGCCGACUCCGGCGGCACCUGCUCAGUCUCAGACUGCAUCUCCCUCUGCUCCGACCCCACCGUCCCCGCCGCCUCCUGCUCCGGCGGCAACCUCAGCGUCGUCCCACCCGACGAAUCCUGCAAAUUCGAGCCGGUCAAUCAGGGCUACACCGACUGUCUCGAGAAAAUCCGCAAAGACCUCAUCGUCGCCACCGUCGCUUCCUCUCUCAUCGGCUGUGUCAUAAUGGGAACCUUCGCGAACCUUCCACUAGCUCUCGCCCCUGGAAUGGGCACCAACGCCUACUUCGCCUACACAGUCGUCGGCUACCAUGGCUCCGGCAACAUCUCUUACCAGAGCGCUCUCGCCGCCGUUUUCAUCGAAGGACUCAUUUUCCUCUUUAUAUCCGCAAUUGGGUUUCGAGCAAAACUGGCCAAACUCGUCCCUAAACCGGUCCGAAUCUCAUCCUCCGCCGGAAUCGGCCUAUUUCUCGCCUUUAUCGGUUUACAGAACAACCAGGGAAUCGGACUCAUCGGUUAUAGCUCAUCCACGCUCGUGACACUCGGCGCGUGUCCGACUUCCUCACGCGCCUCCCUUGCUCCUGUUUUCACCGCCGCCAAUGGCACCAUCAGUCUCGUCCCCGGCGGGACCGUCUCCGGCGAUAUAUUCUGCGUUCGCGAUCGCAUGGAGAGCCCCACAUUCUGGCUCGGCAUCGUGGGCUUCGUCAUCAUUGCCUACUGUCUGGUCAAGAACAUCAAAGGCGCGAUGAUAUACGGCAUCGUAUUCGUCACCGCCGUGUCGUGGUUCCGCAACACCUCCGUCACGGCGUUUCCGGACACCGCCUCCGGCGACUCCUCUUUCGAAUACUUCAAAAAAGUCGUCGACGUUCACGCGAUCAAGGACACGGCCGGUGCGUUGAGCUUCAAGAGCAUUGGGAAAGGGCAUUUCUGGGAAGCUCUGAUCACGUUCUUGUACGUCGAUAUAUUGGACACGACGGGGACGUUGUAUUCGAUGGCGAGGUUCGCCGGAUUCGCCGACGUCAACGGCGAUUUCGAGGGGCAGUACUUCGCCUUCAUGUCGGACGCGUCGGCGAUCGUGGUGGGUUCGUUGCUGGGGACGUCGCCGGUGACGACGUUCAUCGAGUCGUCGACGGGGAUUCGGGAGGGUGGACGGACUGGGCUGACGGCGAUCACGGUGGCGUGUUACUUCUUGCUGGCGUUCUUCUUCACGCCGCUGCUGGCGUCGAUACCGGCGUGGGCGGUGGGGCCGCCGCUAAUACUGGUGGGGGUGUUGAUGAUGAGAUCCGUGGUGGAGAUCGAAUGGGACGACAUGAGGCAGGCGAUCCCAGCCUUCGUGACGUUGAUUUUGAUGCCGUUGACUUAUUCAAUUGCGUAUGGUUUGAUCGGAGGGAUUGGGACUUACAUGGUCUUGAAUGCAUGGGAUUGGGGUGAGGGGGGUUUGAGGAAAUAUGGGAUUCUUAAGGGGGUAAAUAGUAAUGGGAAUGUUGAUAACAGGGGCAAUGGAGCAAAUAACGGGGCUAAUGUGGAUGGUAGUGCAAAAGUUCUUGAAGCGUAAGUGUAUAGGGAAGGUUUAGAUCCUUUUUAUUUUUUUAGUUAUUUUUGUUCAAUUAAUGGAUUAUUCCAAUUUUAGGGAUAAUAAUAGAGAGGGAGAAAAUUGUAUUUUUAAUGGUAUAGUGUAAAUGAUUUCUCUUUGGUUGUUAAUUAAAAAAUUUACAAUUUACGUUA
This is a messenger RNA of Cornus florida, 2097 nucleotides long. RefSeq names its product adenine/guanine permease AZG1. NCBI's taxonomy places the organism in Eukaryota, Viridiplantae, Streptophyta, Magnoliopsida, Cornales, Cornaceae. Gene Ontology annotation, biological process: transmembrane transport. The record is from RefSeq and is a predicted model, not a curated record. Gene Ontology annotation, molecular function: purine nucleobase transmembrane transporter activity. Bases 167 to 1927 code for a protein of 586 amino acids. Gene Ontology annotation, cellular component: plasma membrane. The transcript has a single exon.